Molecule: messenger RNA, 2447 nt
Organism: Syzygium oleosum
Lineage: Eukaryota; Viridiplantae; Streptophyta; Magnoliopsida; Myrtales; Myrtaceae
Product: polygalacturonase At1g48100
Exons: 7
Coding region: 732-2246 (504 amino acids)
Biological process (GO): carbohydrate metabolic process
Molecular function (GO): polygalacturonase activity
Source: RefSeq, a predicted model, not a curated record
ACGAGCUCAUUGUUAACGGUAGAGACAAAUUCGGUUGGGUAAAGAAAAAGAAGAGCUAAUGGCGUAUGCAUUCGACAGAGAGACCAUCAUGAAAUCCAAUCCCAUUCCCAACACUUCGUCUCCAAGCUAUUGCUCACGAGUACCUCAAAACUGCAUAUUAAGCAUUCUCAAUCAAGAACAUAUCAAAGUUUUUAAAGCAUUGACUACACACAUCACAAUAAAAACGUCGAUGUCCUGAAAAUCGUUGGGGCACAGAACCACCGGCAUCGCACGCCGAGGUUAACUUAAAAAAAACCUGGACAGAAUCAAAACUGAUUCGGAUGCAAGAAAUCUCGACAUGAGCCACAGGUUAUGACAAUCAAAUAGAAGAACGAGAGCUACGUCCUAACAGACACAACAGGGCAUUGUUCUAACCCUAGUUUAGAAUUCCCACCACUCGUCCUAUUUAACGGUAUUGACAACGCACAUUCCAUUUGUUUAACGAAUCGAAAAGUCACAAGCCGAAGAGUCACGAAAAUAACAGAAAGCAAAAGGUUCGCUCCAUACUCUUGCUAAACUGUGGGGCACAUGGUUGCACAGUGCUACGAGUCCUGAGUUCUUUCUACUCAGCAAUGCUUCCUGCUUAUAAAUAAAGAGACCAACAUACCCAUCAUUAGCCACCCCUAGUUUAAUAUACUCGUUCAAACAUCUGCCUCCCCUCCUUCCCUCCCUCUGUUGUAUUAGCCAGAUCCAUGAGGAUGACUAAAAUCAAUCUGAAGAACGACGCCUCCCUCCUUCUCAUUGCCAUUUUCAUUUUGAGUGCAAGUUUGGGGACCUGCUAUGGCAGAGAAGGCAAGCAUUGGAGGCCCAGCGAGGCGCACCCACUGAAAAAGGGACAAGGUCAUCGAGGUGGACACCGACACCACCGUCAACAUCACCACCGCCUUUCGCCGAAGGUGAUGGGAGAUGGGUACACUGUUCCUCAAGAGACUAUGACCAGUUUAGCAGGAAGUUCAGGGAGUACUACCACUUUUAAUGUGCUGGACUACGGUGCUAAAGGUGAUGGACAGGCUGAUGAUACGAAGGCAUUUGCAGCAGCUUGGGCAGCAGCAUGUCAAGUGGCGGCAUCAACAAUGGUGGUCCCAUCUGGGUCCGUGUUUAUGGUCAAUCCAAUCUCUUUUUCAGGGCCUAAUUGCAAACCGGGCAUUGUGUUUCAGUUAGAUGGCAAGAUAAUUGCUCCAACUAGCUCUCAGGCUUGGGGAUCAGGUCUCCUCCAAUGGAUUGAAUUCACAAAGCUUACAAAGAUCAAAAUUAAGGGACAGGGCAUCAUCGAUGGACAAGGCUCUGUGUGGUGGAACGAUUCACCCACUGUUAAUCCAACAGAGGAGUUGGAUUCGGUCUCCUCCACAGCCCUAAAUUCAACAAAUAGUUCCAACGAUACGAUAAGUACUAACCUAAGUAAUAUGCCAAGCACCAAGCCCACGGCACUUAGGUUCUAUGGAAGCACUGAUGUAACAGUCAAUGGGAUAACCAUCCAGAACAGCCCUCAGACCCACCUGAAGUUCGACUCUUGCACAGAUGUCCAGGUUUUUGGUGUUACUAUAUCUUCCCCAGGAGACAGCCCCAACACUGAUGGAAUCCAUCUACAGAAUUCCCAGAAUAUGCUGAUUUACAGCACAGAUAUUGCGUCCGGAGAUGACUGUGUAUCGAUACAGACUGGAUGCUCCAAUGUGUACAUACACAAUGUAAAUUGUGGACCAGGACAUGGUAUCAGUAUUGGAGGACUAGGAAAGGACAACACUAAAGCUUGUGUCUCAAACGUCACUGUCCGAGACACAACAUUUACUGGAACAUUAACUGGGGUCAGGAUAAAGACAUGGCAGGGAGGUUCAGGAUCUGUACAAGAUAUCAUGUUCUCCAACAUCCAAGUAUCUGAGGUUCAAACUCCUAUUAUGAUUGACCAGUUCUACUGUGACAAAGGAACAUGCAAGAAUGAAACAGCAGCUGUAGCAGUUUCGGGCAUAAACUACAUGAACAUAAAAGGAACUUACACAGUGCAAGCUGUACAUUUUGCCUGCAGUGACAGCUUGCCUUGCAUCGGUGUGUCUCUUACAACCAUAGAGUUGAAAUCAGUUCAAGGCAGACACUUGUAUGAUCCCUUUUGCUGGGAGACAUAUGGUCAGUUGAAAACCACCACAGAACCUCCAAUCAGCUGCUUACAGAAAGGAAAGCCAUCAAACUUACCGUCUAAGCUUGUUUCAUGCUGAGUUUACGCAAAGAAUUCUGCUAGAUAUACGUACCUUAGGCUUUAUGUGAUCUCUUCAACCGUAUUUGGCUGACUACAUAGGGAGGAACUAUAUGGAAAUUUACACGUGUGUAGUGGAAUCAUCAUUUUCUAGUGAUAGAAUUGAAUUUCUACACAACAAUAUACAGGAAUAUACAGAAAUAUUUUUUCCAUUUUAACAAAG